Sphaeramia orbicularis (orbiculate cardinalfish) is the source of this 1351-nucleotide messenger RNA. RefSeq names its product zinc finger protein 32-like. The transcript is spliced from 2 exons. The coding region runs from base 55 to 1122 and encodes 355 amino acids. The record is from RefSeq and is a predicted model, not a curated record. Lineage: Eukaryota; Metazoa; Chordata; Actinopteri; Kurtiformes; Apogonidae. Gene Ontology annotation, molecular function: RNA polymerase II transcription regulatory region sequence-specific DNA binding; DNA-binding transcription factor activity, RNA polymerase II-specific. Gene Ontology annotation, cellular component: nucleus. Gene Ontology annotation, biological process: embryo development; regulation of transcription by RNA polymerase II.
CCCGUUACUCAGGUCUUAGGAUCCGGACUGGAUCUGUUCCGUUCACCCGUGGAAAUGUUGAAAACAGAGCAACUGAGAGCUUUGGUCAAUGAGCGACUCCGAGCCGCCGCAGAGGAAAUAUUCCGCCUGUUUGAGAAAAGUAUUCAAGACUAUGAGGAGGAAGUUUUACGCACAAAGCAGGAGCUGGAGCGACAGCUGAGGCUGAAAGGCCCCCUGCAGUUCUCAGAUCAGGACAAAGAUGUUUUAUCUGAGCCAAAACUUCAUGAAAAGAAGCAUCAGGAAGACAAAGAGUCUCUGGACUUGCAUGUUAAAGAAGAGCAGGAGGACGUAUGGACCAGUGACAAAGCAGAGGAAGCUGAUACUAAAGACACUAUGUUUAAUAUAAUCUACGUGCAGAGAAGUGAUGAAAACCAAAGUUCAGAGAGGGACCUAUUGCCCAGCAGCUCAGCUGAAUGUUUAAAAGCAGAACUUCAUGAAGAAGGUGGAGGUACUUCAGAGACGACCAGUGACUGCCAGAUGAGUGAAGAUGUUGAUAGUGAUGAUGAGUGGACAAACAACAGCGGUGCAAACAGGAAAAAGACACCGCAAACUGGUGAGACGACGGAAAGGCCGCACACCUGCAACAUCUGCAACAAGAAUUUCAGGAUUAAAUCCAUUUUGACGAGGCACAUAAAGACCCACACAGGAGACAAACCCUACAGCUGUGGUGUUUGUGGCAAAAGCUUCAUCCAGCGCUCCUAUCUGCAGACUCACAUGAACUCUCACUCCGGACAGAAACCGCACACAUGCCGCCUCUGUGGUAGAGGAUUCACACAGGUUGGAAACAUGAACGCUCACAUGAGAAUCCAUACGGGAGAGAAACCUCAUAGCUGUGCUGACUGUGGUAAAAGUUUUCGAGAGAAAGCAGAUCUUACCAAGCACAUGAUAAUUCACACUGGUGAGAAACCGUACGGCUGCUCUAUAUGUAGCAUGAAAUUCAGCGCUCAGUCUAAUCUAGCACGUCACAUGAAGACUCACUCAGGGGAGAGGCCGCACAGUUGCACUGUUUGUGGGAAGAGAUUUAUUCGGCGGUCCCAUUUAAUUAUUCAUACAAAGACUCAUAACAUGGGAGAUAAUCUCUAACUCAUUUCAUCUCCUGCUGGCUUUUAUUUUAUCAUUUACAAGAGCAGUUUCCAAGAGUUUGCAGCAUAGAUCAAUGUCAAAAAAUAAUUUGUUAAUUUUUUUACAGUGGAUAAGGACUCAUCUCAGAAGACUUUUAUGAAUGAAACCUUUACAAACCAUUUUAUCUAAGUCUUGGCUCUGUAGCAGGGGUGUCAAAGAUACGAGCCAAAACCGGUCUGCCAAAGGUUCC